AGAGUCCGCUAACGUGUCGGGGCAUUUUUAGUGGUGUCGGUAUUUCAGAACAGUAGACAGAAAAAUACAUUGUAUGCACAGUCUGUACAUAUCUUGAGUCUGUGUUCACAAUUUCGAUGGUUUGCGACUGCGUUUGUGACUAACGUUACAGAGCAUCAAUUCUACAAGGAAUAAUAAUUUUUACAGUAAUUUUUUAAAAUAUUACUUUCUUUAGGUUAUUUUUACUAUUUAUUAUGGAAUUUUAUAGUUUUCCAAGACACUUUCAAAGCCCUUGGUGAAAAAUAAGAAAGAGAAAAGAAUUGUAAGAGUUGGGUUCAAUGUAAUUUGGAAAUAAUUACAAUGAGUAAAAAACGUACUCGACAACCAGAUGCAAACGAAGAACUGAUUGAAGGUUCGACUGAUUCAUGCGAUGAAUCUAGCACUACAGAUGACAGAUGCCCACAUAUUUCAAAAGCUGUAAACUUCAGCAAAGUUAAAAAAUUUAUCAAAAAGGAAAUUAGUUCAGAAUGUUCAGUUUGCAAAAAAAGUAAAAAUAAUUCCUUGAAAGUGGAUGAGGAGGAUUGUAAAGCAACUUCAACAAUAUUAAUCUGUUUGUUAUGCGGUCAUCAUGGUUGUAAAAAAGAAGAAUUUGGACAUGCUUUGCAACAUUAUAAGAAACCACAUAGUGAUUGUCAUUGUAUUGCUGUAGACACUUCUUCUUGGAGUGUUUGGUGUUAUGAAUGUGAUACAGAAAUUAAUAUUAGCUAUAGGAAAAAAUUGCAAGAGACGGUUGGAUUUAUAAAACGUGCUAGCACAAAAUGUAAUUCGCCGCAGACUAACUCAACAGUAUCUCAUUUUCAAAAAGAGAUUGUAGAUAUAGAUGUACAGAAAGAUAAAAUUUCAAAUAAUCUUCCUAAAGUUGGGGGUUUAAUGAAUAUGGGAAACACUUGUUUUUUCAACGCAGUUCUACAAUGCUUAGCGCAAACACCCUUUUUAGCGGAGGUUCUUAAUGAUUUACGUCUUCCUGGACAAAAGUUUGUUCUACCGGGUGGGAAACAUAAGCUUGCUGACAGUUCAGAAGAAGUUGAAUUACCACCUAUAGAGGGUACUUUGGAAAGUUGGGGCAACUUUACUUCAGUUUUGCACACAACAUUAAUCGAUAUGCAAAAUUCGGAUGGACAUAAAUGUUAUUGUCCAUCAGAUCUGUUAAACGCGUACAAAAAGAAAACAAUGCAAUGUAUGGAUGGGGGACAACAUGAUUCACAUGAACUUCUUAGGCAUCUUUUAGAAUUAGUUAGAAACGAGGAUCUUAGGAGAUACCAGGUAGCAAUUUUAAAACAAAUUGGUUUAAAUCAAAAAACGAAUCCAGAAGAAGUAGAAAAGAGUUUGAGGUCCUGCAUAAAAUUCUAUGGAAAUCAGGCAAGCGCAAGAUCACUAGGAGCAGAAGAUGUUUUUGGUGGAAUUUUGGUUUCUACUUUGAAAUGUCUUGACUGCCAUCAUACUUUGCAGAGUAUAGAGCCUUUCCUAGAUCUCAGCUUGCCAAUACUAGCAGACAAACCACAGCCACCAAUUUUGAAAAGGAAGAACAGUGGUUACGAAGAUUCCUUUGACAUACCGAGAAAUAAUGUUUCUCAUACGCCUUCAAAAUACCAAUUAAAGAAAGAAAAGAAAGCUGCGCAAAGAAAUAGAAAGGAAGAAAUUUGUAACUAUAACAAUGAUACACGUAAUAGAAGCAAUGUUGUUGAAGAAAAUAAUGUCAGCAUGAAUGAAUCAGAAGAAAGUGAUGCAGAUGUAGAAGACAAUGUAGAAAUAGAAACCUUUUUUCCAGAAACCAACGGAUUUGGUUAUAGCUCAGAAAAACAAUCCACUUUAGCUAGUCCUGCUUCUCCUUUAAUUGAUCCAGUGAAAACUGAUGAAACAACCAAUGGAGGGCCAGCAGAUUUACAAUUCGUUCCAAUAAUCAAACGAUCACGUCGAAGAAUAGUUGAUUUCUACGACACGGAGUUAUUUAAGUUUGAGACUUCAGGGAAUAAAGUUGGAAUUCAGACUGAAUGUUUCGUGUCCAAUUGUAUAACGGCGAACUCAGAAUUAACCAGUCCAGAAGGAUUGACUGUCAGUUUGAGUUCGACUACGUCGAAGGAAAGUCCUGGUAGUCCUAGUUUUGUUUCUGAAAGUAGCGAAAAAACUUUGGAAAAUAGCGAUACACCAAUAUCUAGAUUAAAUUCAGUGGAACCUAUUGCUCACAAUCAACAGGAGGGUGCUACUCAGAAUCAAUGCAACAGCGAAGGAAGAAAGAAAACUGUAGAAUAUUCAAAUGAGGUUUGUAAUGGAAUCAAUGGUAUAUCUCAUGGGAUUUCGAAAAUGGGUCUUGGCAAUCACACAUCACCUACCAGAUAUACAACCAAGGAAGGAGAAUGUUCUAUACAAUCCUGUUUAAACCAGUUUACUGCCUUAGAAUUGAUGAGUGAUAGUAAUAAAAUUAACUGUGAAGUUUGUACUGCAAGGGAGAGGAAGAUCAAAGAAAACUGCAAAAUGAUACGUACACCUAGUACAAAGCAGUACCUGAUAUCUCGAGUACCUGCAGUUUUGAUACUUCAUCUGAAACGAUUUCAAGCACAACGACUAGAUUUUCGAAAAGCAACGAGGCCUGUUUCAUUUCCAGUAAUACUCGAUCUAGCACCUGUGUCUAAAAAUCACAAAAAAGCUAAAGUGUAUGCAUUAUAUGGAGUUGUUGAACAUAGUGGAACUAUUCGUGGUGGACAUUACGUUGCUUAUGUGAAGUCGCGUGCACCAUUAACAUCGGAUGAUCCCCGAUGGUCGUUUCUAUCGUCUAAGGAUACUCAAAAGACUGAAGGAACAUUAUCUUCAAAUUCAGAUUCUGAGAGUGAAGAAGCAGCUGCCAGUCUCCCAACUACAGUGGAACCACCGCCAGGAAAAUGGUAUUAUGUCUCCGAUUCUAGAGUAACAGAGGUCGAUGAAACAACCGUUCUGCGAAGUCAAGCUUACCUUCUCUUUUAUGAACGAAUUCUUUGAACAUAAUUCUGUAAUAACAAUUGGAAUCAAGCAUACAAAAACAUACUUUUAGAAUAAAGAAAAGGAUCUCAAGCUACAACCUUGAUUGUUUAAAUUAAUUGUGAGCAACGCCAUGAUUCUAAAACAAUCGUUUUUAACGGAAUAUAUUGUGUUCAUUUCCUGUAAGUAUCCUGUGGGGCGCGAACAAUUCUACGACAAAAAAACGUCCAGCCGUUCCGCAGCCGGAUAAUGUAAAGCUUCGUCAAACGCAUCGAUGAAAACAUUGAUGAAAUUUUGGUAGAUGACACAUAUUCGUUUUCGAUUAACUACAAUAACUUGACUUUAAAAAAAUUAGUUUUCCAUUUUGUUAACUAUGGCGCAGCAGGCCAAGAAAUCUGAAAAAAAUUAGAAAUGAUUCAUACUAAUAUGUUACUAUUGUAAAAAUGAAAAAGUUGUCGCUCGAAAGCUUCAAUACGAAAUCUACAUUUUUUAAUAUCUUUGAAGGUUUCACAUUUUUCACGUUAAGGAUUUGCAAAGAAAAAAUUCUCAGUCAUAUGUUGCUGUGCCAAAAAUGUCUCAGAAUUUUUUCAGAAUUUUUACGUACCAUGAAAUAGGGAAAAUAGGACAAAACUUGAUAAUUCGAAUUUAUUCUGUAACUGCUCUUCUGGUUGAGAUAAAAGGUUGAAAAUUGGUGUACAAUGCUUUUUAUAGGUAAGCUAUCGAACGUAACUUUUACGGGUAAAAUCGGUUUAAGAGUAUUUUUGACCCUCUUAUCAUGCUACACCCUUUAAAAGUGUUCAUGAUAAUGUAAUACCAAACUGUGAAUGUUCUAACAUUUACAUGUUCCAAUUAUGUACAGUAAUGAAUUAUUUUCAACUAUCUUUACCAUUAAAAAGGUAAUUUUACCAUUUACUUUUUAGUUUUGUUAAUGUCUUUACCUGGCGAUUAUUUACAUAAUAACCAUAAAUACUCAUCAUUUUUAUAUCUUUAUUUAGAGAUUAAAAAUAUAUUACAAUGUUGCUCAGUAUAUUUAAUCUGUAAUGGACAUUAUUAAGCAUUCAACAUCAUUGCCUCUAAAAUUGUUUCUGACACAGAUUUGAUGUAUAUACAGAAUCUAUAUACACAAGGUGUUUCACUUAACUUUAUCAUUUGAUAUAUUCCUUUUAUCAUAAAUAUUUCUUUAUUACUAUUCUACAUGUACUAAAAUGAAAAUAUUUUCACUCUGGCCAAGGAUAUUACAAAAAAGUAAAGAUUAUGCUGUCUUUGUACAUAAAAGUAAAUUGUUGAAGAUGUAAAAAAUAUUUUAUGUGAUAUAGUUAAGUGAUAUAUCCCAUAUUUACAAUGUAUUUACAUUGUAUACUUUGUUAAACAAAAGAAUAAAAUAGACAAUAUUUUAACUGGGCAUGCACCAUGAAACAUCUAUAUAUGUAUUGUAUAUACAGAGUAACUGAAAAAGUUUGUAUAAAAUUUAUAUCAGUGGAAUUUUAUUGGU
Messenger RNA from Nomia melanderi (Alkali bee), 4483 nucleotides. It is a transcript of the gene Usp16-45, whose product is annotated as ubiquitin specific protease 16/45. Lineage: Eukaryota; Metazoa; Arthropoda; Insecta; Hymenoptera; Halictidae. Gene Ontology annotation, molecular function: cysteine-type deubiquitinase activity; zinc ion binding. Gene Ontology annotation, biological process: protein deubiquitination. Gene Ontology annotation, cellular component: nucleus; cytosol. The record is from RefSeq and is a predicted model, not a curated record.